Messenger RNA from Salmo salar (Atlantic salmon), 2985 nucleotides. It is a transcript of the gene dzank1, whose product is annotated as double zinc ribbon and ankyrin repeat domains 1. Gene Ontology annotation, molecular function: protein binding. Gene Ontology annotation, biological process: eye photoreceptor cell development. NCBI's taxonomy places the organism in Eukaryota, Metazoa, Chordata, Actinopteri, Salmoniformes, Salmonidae. The record is from RefSeq and is a predicted model, not a curated record.
AGCAGUCGGUGUAUUUUGUAACAAUAACAAAGAGGCUAAGAUAAUGGUUGACUUGAAUAUAAUGAAAGAGCCUGCAAGACAUGCAUAGAAUGCAGUGAAUUACAUUUCUAUGGCGCGAGCAUUCAAAGUUCAACAAGUAUUUCAGGAAUUGCAAAAUGAUAACAAAUAUAAUGAAAGUUGAGAAUAAACAAUGAAAACAUUGUGAAUCCUGCCAUUUGCUGUGGUGGUUGCUAAGGAGAAUGUUUCUCCGUUGCUGCCUCGAGUAGGAAAUGAAACAUCAGCGGUCACUGAUCAACGCAUCUAUAUCAGGACCGAAUAUGGCAGCCGGUUGCAUUGUGGUGCCUCUCAUCAUACCGAUUCGAAUCCCACCUCCUGGUAAAGCCAAGCAUGAGAUAGACACCACAACUCCUGUUGAGCUCAAAUCAGAUACCCCAGAUGUCACUAUCUACUACACUCUGGAUGGUACUAAACCAGAGGUGACGAAGAGACCAGGGUUUGGAGAGAACAGCACUUUGAAGUAUAGCGGACCAAUACGCUUACCUGAGGGCAAAGUGUCAGUCAAAGCUCUGGCUAUCACCAGGGAUGGUCGAGAGAGUGCCAUUGUCACCAAGCUAUUUCUGGUGGAGUAUGUGCCCUCAAACGAGCCACCUUCCAUUGAGGACAAGGAAGAUAACUUUCUGAAGGAGUACGAACGAGACCUCCCUAGACAGGAGAUGGGGACAGCGAACGGUUCUGGAGAUGCCUCACUGAAGCUUCAAGUGCCAAAGACCUACUGGCCCCCUAAAGGUCCACGGUUCCUCAGCAGCCGUCUAGGGCUUGUGUCCCCUGCUCCGGAGCCCAUGUCUUCACAUCGUUCUCAGACACUGAAUGCAAGCUUGGAAGACAGUCCCUUCAAAAACCUAACCAGCACUCAAAUGUCAAGAAUCCAAAGGGAGACAGACUUUCUGAGGUGUGUGAAGUGCUUGAGCCAUCGCCCCUCAGACCCCUUUGCCCGCUUUUGUCUGCAGUGUGGCACCGCUGUGCUGCCUGUGCCAGGCCAGAGGCUGCCACCCACAGAGGGUGGACAGAUGGGCUUGUGUGUCCACUGUAAAACAAUGGUGCCUGUCAACACCCCCACAUGUGUGGUAUGUGAGGCCCCCAUGAGCCCCCAGCUCCAGCCUCAGGCCAGCUUAAGACUCCAGAACAAGGUGAUCUGUCCGUCAUGUGGAACCGGAAACCCUCCGCAUAUCUCAAAUUGUGUCACCUGUGAAACUAAACUACUGCAGCCACCCACUGCUGUUUUUGGUGGUCAGAGUGCCCCGCCACUUCCAUCUGGAGCAGGCAAGAUGAUGUCCUGUUCUAAGUGCAGCCGGGUCAACCACUCGGAUGCACGCUUCUGUGACUGGUGCGGUUCCAAGCCUGGCCAUUCAGUCAGCUGUUUGAUCUGCUCCCGGUGCGGAGCGAGCAGCCACCCCUAUGCCAACUUCUGUGGCUCCUGUGGGGUGUUUCUCGAGGGGCCACCUAGGGGGGAGUCACGUGCCAGCCUUGCCUAUUCCAUGGGGGGGAAACUGGAGUUGGAGCGAAUGUCCACUCACACCUCUGACGGUGCCACUGCCACCUGGCAGGCUGUGCCCUCCUCCGUUUCCCCCGGUGUGGCGUUGGCCCUGGCACCAGCACGGGCGGACCAGCAGACUCAGACGGUGGGCUUGUUCUACCCGUCGGGCACUGAAGUCCACAGGAAGGGCCAGCAGGUGGCGCUGGAGCUGAGGAGACAGGAGCAGAUGAGGGACCGCAGACCACUGCUCACAGCUAUAAGCCCAGGCAGAGGGUACUGGAGGAAGCAGCUGGACCAUGUGUGUGCUCACCUGCGCAGCUACACUCAGAACAACACUGACUUUCGAGCUCUCAUAGGGGAGCCUCGCAUGGGCCGGAUGGUUUCAGCUGUGAUCCAGGAGGACAACUAUGAAGUCAGUUUGAGGAUCAACUUUGUCUCUGCCGGACUUGAAAAAACUAAGUCCUGUCAGUUAGACGGGACUGAGAAGCCCCUUAUCCUAUCAGAGAACCAGAACCUCAGCAGUGUGACGGAAGGCAUGAGCGGCCUAUCAGCCAGACAGACCAGCCUGGGUGAGAAAGGGAGUGAGAACGCUACCUCAAAGUCUGCAGCUUCCAGGAGAACAGUGAAAAACCUCAGUCAGAGCUGGACCUCUGACGUUGCACAGAAACCGCCUCCAUCCAAAGACAGUCUGCUUCUGAGGGAAGUUGGCCCAGACGGGAGGGGGGAGAUCUCUGUGGUCCAGCAACUGCUUGAUGUGGGUGCAGAUCCCUCAUGCCAGGGGUGCGAUGGGCACCCUGCCCUGGUUGUUGCUGUGCUGCACGAGCACCACGAGGUCCUCCCUGUGCUGGUACAAAGGGGAGCUGACGUCAACCUGCAGUCUGGGCCGGUGAACAACACCGCUCUGCAUGAGGCUGCUGCUCUUGGGAGUAAGGGCUUACGGUGUGCAGAGACACUAUUAGGAUGCAACGCCAGCAUUCGGAAGAAGAACGACAGAGGUCUGACGGCCUAUGACUUGGCGGUCACUUCAGAUUGCAGCCCUUUGGUGUCUCUACUAGCUGCUAAGAUGGGUCAGGGCAUGCUAGACAGACUGGUCAAACCCAGGACUCACCCAAGCCUAGAUGCAUUCUAAUGACAAGAGAGAAUUGUGUGCGGCCCCCAAAUGGCACCCUAUUCCCUAUAGCGCACUGCUAUGGGCCCUGCUCAACAGUAGUGCACUGAAUAGGCAACAGGGUCCCAUUUGGGAUGCACCCUUUUCUCCAUGGUGGCCUUAUUUUCUGAAUUGACCCUUCAUCAAUUAUCUUGAAUCUCUGUUAAUCAAUUAUAAUUUCCAGAAAUGUGAUUGAUAAGGAAUUUACCCCAACUUUAUGUACUGUAGUGCUACAAACAUCUACAACUCUUUGAGGAAAAACACCCAUUUCUUGUAAAUUGCUAAUUUGUUAAUACCAACAAAA